GAGGCAGGUUUGCUCUGCCUCCCUGGGGGUUUGUCUGGGGACUGAAAGGAGCUUAUCUGGCGACAAAAUAAGCUCUUCUUUAGUGGACUUUUUUCCUUAAAGAGGCUGUGUAACUUUAACCAAGAAUAAAUGAGCCAAGAGCUUUCAUUAAGAAACCCUGCAGCUGAGUGGAGGCUCUUAAAUUUCAGAAUUCAGAGCACUGCUGCCUUGCUGUUUGUGGAGCUAAGACCUUCAAUGCAUCACGCAGACUGUGUGUGGUUUGGUUUCUUUCCGCUUAUAUUAUGUCCUAUAGCAGCUGAAUCAGCAGCAAAUCUAUGCCUUGGUGGAAAACAUCCAGAUAGGUUAAAAUGUCUGCAGAGAAGUAGUGCUAACAAGAAUGGAGAUGCAUCCAGUUCUGUUGUAGAAGAAUCUAUGUAAAGAUGCUGCAGAGUGAGCAAGAACAGUUCUUGUCCUACAAUGGUGAAGUCCUUAUAUUUCAGCUGUCACAACCAAAACAUGUGGAGGGAGCAGCUGAUAAAACAGUGGAUUUAUGUGUCAGAAGAAUGAGCUUCAACAGAGACACUAAGGUGUUUGUUCAGAAGUCUUCUGGAGAAUUCAGCAUGCAUGGCAGUCCUUUGAAAAUGGAAAUCGUUUGUUGUAGCUGCACAACAGAUUCCAGAACUGGGAUUAUCCUUCCCUGCAUUUUGCUGAAAAGGAAAAAAAGGAACAAUUUUGUUAAAUACCUUUUGCUUUUACUUCACAGCUCAAAUCAGUUUGAGCAGUCCUUUCAGUUUAAAUUGGAUUAUGAGCUGAAAGAAGACAUCAGGCUGUUUUCUGGCCCUUCAGUCUUGUGGAGGCAUGCUAACAAGCUGUUCUACAUCUCUUCCAGCACCUGCACAGUUCUCAGUGCUCCUGUUCAGCUUUCUUCUGUUGUGUGGACAGGUGAAAUCAGGGAUGAAGGCCCUGUUGUCUUAGGGAUAAGAACUGCUUGCCUGACGGAAAGUGAACCUGAGACUGAGUUUUCCACUUCAGACCAAGCUAUCUGGGGUAGCGAGUUGUUUGGCUAUGCAGUCAAAGCACAGAAGAUGCUGCCUGGCACAUGCUUUAUGCCUCAUGCUUAUGGCAGCGUGGUGACCUCUGUCUGUGUCUGCAAGAGUGAAGUGCUGAGAAAACAGCUUUGGACAUCACUUGUGGCCAUAACUCGCAAGAAUCAUCUGAUCUGGUUCCAAGGUGGUCUUCCCAGAGGCAUUUGUGAGCUUCCUUAUGAGGAACCAUACUCAGUAAACACAGCUGUAACCAGCAGCAAUGGUUUACUGUUUGUUGUGUCUUUUGACUCUGGAAAUGUCUGUGUUGUGCAGAGGAGAGGCAGUUUGCAGGUGGCUUCCAAGUGGCAAAAAGUGAAGUGUGUUCUGGUGGAUGAUUUCAUCGGCUCUGGAAGCGAGCAGCUGUUACUGCUCUUCAAGGAUAGUUCCAAUCCAGAUGUGCUGAGUACAUUCACAAUAACAGAUCUUGGAGCAGUCAGCUAUGCAAGUGAUAAUACUUACAAGCAUAAUGUUUCUGCUGCAGAAGGAUUGCAGGAGAAUGGGUUGCUUACUGUCCGAGCCCUUGAGACAAGAUUACAGGCUGGUUGCACAGCUGUUCGAGAGCUGCAGCAGCAUUUAGCACUCCAAAAGAGGGUUAUUCUUCAGUCCUGUAAAGCAUUAAGGGAUCUUGUUGAGGGCAGAACCCAUGUUCUACCAACUGCCAAAGAGGAAGGUCUUGUCCCUCUUUGGGAUGAGGUAGAAGAUCCUCCUCGUUCUCUUGGUCAAGAGAGACCACUGGCACACCAAGUCCAAGAGCGCUUGGUAGAGAACUUGUGGCAGCGUGUUGUGGGGGACAGCCUGGUCAUUGGAGUGCAACUGGCUGCAACAUUUCACUUGUCCCUGAGUGAUGCCAGUUUAUCUUUGGUGAUGAAUCAAGACUUCUCUUUGAGUGCUCCCAUUAUCAAGUGUCAAAAUAAAGUCAGCAAGCUGAACAAAGCCUUCUCAGCACUGCCUGUCUCCCCAUGUCAAAUGGAGCCUCCUGCAAAAAAGGUGAAACUGGAUUUGUGUAGCAGCAAUGAUCUGAAGAAAGAGUCUCCCAAGGGAUGUUCAGGAGCUGAGCUCGAUGGAGGCAGGUCAGUCACUGCUGUGACCAGCCUGUCACCACUGCUGGCUUUUCAUCGUGUGCAUUGUAUUGUUCUUCUGCAUGCCAAGAGACAGGAGCCUCAAAGUGACAGCUUACAGCAGAGCAAAAAGAUUGCUGUGUUCUGUGGGAAGAUUUCCUUGAGUCUGGAAGAUAUUUCAAGUGGAAAACAUUCAGUAAAGAUGCUAAGAGAUAAUGGAUACUGCACAGGUUCCAUGGAAGACAUACUUGCUGUCCUUGCUGUGGCUUCCAGAUUCUCCUUUCAGGUUGUGUCUGCCGCAUGCACGUUGACUCCAGUCAGCUCCUGGUUACUGGGAGAAAUGGAGUGCAUGCCGUUUAAGGAAUGCAAAGCCAACCUAUUCUGUCACCAAGCAGGAAAUGUGUAUGGGACAAUUCUCAACUGGACCUUGAAGAAUCCGUUGGAAGGAAUUCUGACAUUAUUCUGCAGAAACCUGACUGUCUUGUUCCAGUGCCUUCACAGCCUUAGAAGAGUUCUGCCAGCGAGCUGUGAAGUAAAACUGCUGAGAUCUGGCAGCAGAGAGGCACUUUCUGAACAGCUGGCACUGGCUUUGGAGAAAGAAAUGCUCACCUCAAGAAAUUCUUUCUUCUCAACACUCACCUCAGGAAGUUCUUUCUUCUCAAAAGAAAGUAAAGCUGACAGUACUUUUACAUGGGGGAGCACGCCUAACAGGAAAGUCAGCAGUGCUGCUGUGGCUUCCUUACUGGAGAGAGAGGGAGGAGUUGAGCAAUUCAGAAAGAAGCUGCAGAGUGAACAGGACAAGGGUGUGCUGAGCAUGGCUCAGACCAUGACUGCUGCCCUGUACCAGGAGGUGACUUGGAAAAUAGCAGAAGCUCAGCUCAGUUCAGACAUGAUUGUGUGGAGACUAAGCAAGUCCUAGGAACCAGGCACGAAGUGUAUUUUGAAUGCAGUUUUAUUAAAAGUGGACUAGUCAAUAAUA
Messenger RNA from Pogoniulus pusillus (Red-fronted tinkerbird), 3101 nucleotides. RefSeq names its product FA complementation group B (gene FANCB). The record is from RefSeq and is a predicted model, not a curated record. The coding region runs from base 420 to 3041 and encodes 873 amino acids. NCBI's taxonomy places the organism in Eukaryota, Metazoa, Chordata, Aves, Piciformes, Lybiidae. The transcript has 9 exons. Gene Ontology annotation, biological process: replication-born double-strand break repair via sister chromatid exchange; positive regulation of double-strand break repair via homologous recombination; interstrand cross-link repair. Gene Ontology annotation, cellular component: Fanconi anaemia nuclear complex.